Messenger RNA from Rubroshorea leprosula, 2470 nucleotides. Lineage: Eukaryota; Viridiplantae; Streptophyta; Magnoliopsida; Malvales; Dipterocarpaceae. The record is from the annotation of a GenBank genome assembly.
UACUCACUCUGUUCUUCAUCUCAGAUUCCGGGUAUUUGUUGCAAUGGGAAAGAAAAACGAGGAUGUGGGUGCAGCCACAAAGGUUAAGGGGAGCAACAAGGAUAUUUCUAAAGAUGGAAAGAAGGAGAAAUUCUCAGUCUUAGCCAUUCUUGCCAGCAUGGACGAGGAACCUGAUAAACCUAGAAAGGGUUCCUCCUCUUCGAGUGCUGCUUCUGGUAAACCCAAGUUAAAGGCUGUUCCAUCUUAUACUGAUGGGAUUGACCUUCCACCUUCUGAUGGUGAGGAUGAUGAGGAAGAACAGCAACAGGCUAACCUCAAGAAACGACAUGAUAGACAGCAGAGGAAUGACAGAAAACCGCUUGAUACCUCUAUAAGUGACAAAGAAUUGAAGAAAAGAGAGAAGAAGGAAAUGUUUGCAGUUCAAGCUGCAGAGCUGGCAAAACAGGAGGCCCUUAAAGACGAUCGUGAUGCUUUCACUGUUGUUAUUGGUAGUCGAGCUUCCGUCCUUGAUGGUGAGGAUGAAGCAGGUGCUAAUGUUAGGGAUAUAACAGUAGAGAAUUUCUCUGUAUCAGCUCGUGGGAAAGAACUUCUGAAGAACGCAUCAGUGAAGAUAUCUCAUGGGAAGCGAUAUGGCUUGGUUGGGCCAAACGGGACGGGGAAGUCUACUUUGUUAAAACUUCUUGCUUGGAGGAAGAUUCCAGUGCCAAAAAAUAUUGAUGUGCUUCUGGUUGAACAAGAGGUAGCUGGUGAUGACAGAAGUGCACUUCAGGCAGUUGUCUCUGCUAAUGAAGAGCUGGUCAAACUCCGAGAAGAAGUUGCAGCUUUGCAGAAUUCAUCUUCUAUUGCUGGAGGGGAGGCUAAUGACGAUGUAAAUGGGGAUGAUACAGGGGAAAAGCUUGCUGAACUGUAUGAGAAAUUGCAGGUUUUAGGGUCAGAUGCUGCUGAGGCACAGGCUUCAAAGAUUCUUGCUGGAUUGGGUUUUACCAAGGAAAUGCAAAAUCGCCCUACUCGGUCAUUCAGUGGUGGCUGGAGGAUGAGAAUUUCUCUUGCCAGGGCACUUUUUGUGCAGCCAACUCUUUUGUUGUUGGAUGAACCCACUAAUCAUCUAGACCUUAGGGCAGUUCUAUGGUUGGAGGAGUACUUAUGCCGAUGGAAGAAAACACUGAUAGUUGUUUCACAUGAUCGAGAUUUUCUUAACACAGUUUGCACUGAAAUCAUUCAUCUACAUGAUUUCAAGCUUCAUUUCUACCGAGGGAACUUUGAUGAUUUUGAAGCAGGUUAUGAGCAACGUCGUAAAGAGACAAAUAAGAGGUUUGAGAUUUAUGUGAAGCAGGAGAAAGCAGCUAAAAGGUCAGGGGAUCAGGUUCAACAGAAGAAGGUGAAAGAUAGAGCUAAGUUUGCUGCAGCCAAGGAAGCAGCAAAGAACAAGGCUAAGGGAAAGGCUGAUGAUGACGAACCACCACCAGAGGCCCCAAAGAAGUGGAGAGAUUAUAGUGUGGAGUUCCACUUCCCUGAACCAACUGAGCUGACACCACCUCUUUUGCAGCUAAUAAAUGUAAGCUUCAGUUAUCCGAAUCGGAAGGAUUUUAGGCUUUCAGAUAUUGAUUUGGGUAUUGAUAUGGGAACUCGUGUUGCUAUUGUUGGACCUAAUGGAGCUGGAAAAUCUACUCUUUUGAAUCUUCUUGCUGGUGAUUUAGUUCCAACUGAAGGUGAAGUAAGAAGAAGUCAGAAAUUGAGGAUUGGCAGGUAUUCGCAACACUUUGUAGAUCUACUGACAAUGGAGGAGACACCGGUGCAGUAUCUUCUCCGUCUUCAUCCAGAUCAAGAGGGAUUUAGCAAGCAGGAGGCUGUUCGGGCAAAACUUGGGAAGUUUGGACUUCCCAGCCAUAAUCACCUUACGCCUAUUGCAAAAUUGUCUGGAGGACAGAAAGCCAGGGUUGUCUUCACGUCAAUUUCUAUGUCAAAACCACACAUAUUGCUAUUGGAUGAGCCCACGAAUCAUUUGGACAUGCAGAGCAUCGAUGCUUUGGCUGCUGCACUCGAUGAGUUUAUUGGUGGAGUUGUCCUGGUCAGUCAUGAUUCCAGGCUCAUAUCACGUGUUUGUGAGGAUGAAGAAAAGAGUCAAAUCUGGGUAGUAGAAAAUGGAACUAUGUUACCAUGCAGAAGAUUGGUGCAGCAACUGACAUGGUGCUGCGAUGGGAGUACUUUCAAUCCAAUACUACUUAAGUCAGGAGAAUCAAAGAGCUAGAUGAUGAAAUUCAAGAAAAGAAUAUAGAAACAUGUAUAUAUAUACAUAAAGCUAGGAUUUCCUAUAAAAAUGAAAGUCCUACCUAAGCAUUCACGUGUUUUUGGAGUUUGUUGUUGUUGUUGUUUUUUUUUUUUUUUAUUGAACAAAAAGAUAAUUAUUUACAACUACUAAGAGAUGGGGAAGGGAGAAUUUCUCACUUAGCAAUAAAGUAGUCCACAACAU